Molecule: messenger RNA, 1788 nt
Organism: Ambispora gerdemannii
Lineage: Eukaryota; Fungi; Glomeromycota; Glomeromycetes; Archaeosporales; Ambisporaceae
Source: the annotation of a GenBank genome assembly
AUGAUGAAUCGAAAGUCGUUAGCAUUGCUGGUUGGAAUGUUGCUGGGAAUAAUGUGUUUACUCAUAUAUACAGACUUUCUGGAGAUAUCGCGUGAAGACUCGCGUGAAUUUCUAUACCUUCAUGAAAGUGACACUCCUGCCAUCAAAGAAACAACAUCAACGAAUUCAUCUCCGGAUCACCAAAAUACUAAUGAAAUAAAGAUUCCAAAUCCUGAAAAUGAUGAUACAGAAGGUGAAGGUGAAGGUGAUAGUGAUAUUAUUCCCACCCUUGAAAAUGAUAAUACAGAUGAAGAAAAUGGCGAUGACAAUAGCACAACUGUAGAUAAUACUAAAUCGACUCCAACGAAAGAAGACUGGCAAGAUAAAAAUGUAGAGACGACUGUUACAGCAACAAAAGAGAAUAAUAGUGAGGAAAGUAACAAAGAAAUUGAAAAUAAUGUUACUAUUGACGCUAGCGAUAACAAUGACGAUAAAUCCACAAAUCCGAAUCGUAAUAAAAAAAUUCCCAAACCAAAAGUAAUUCCAAUCAAAUCUCCAUUACGUCCAGGUGGUGGUCCAUUUCCAAUUCCCGAUUAUAAGAUACCCAAAGGUAAAAAAGCAGAAGGUGAACUGUUCUUAGCCUAUUUAACUCAUGGUCAAUUCAACAAUCAACGCGUGGAAUUAGAAAACGCGUUAUUAUUGUCGUAUCUUCUAAACCGUACAUUAAUUAUUCCACCGAUAAUAUUUGGCAAAAAAAAUCCAUGGAAACCUUUUAAUACGCUCUACAAAAACAUCAAUAAUUUGAAUAAAUCAGGCUUGGAAAGGUGUCCGAGCGCAUUGGCUAAUAAUGAAAUCCUGAAAGAUUGCAAAGAAUAUAAUUCCUGGACAAUUAUGCCAUGGGAUAGUUUUUACGAAUUCGUGUCACUUACUGAAGAAUUAGGGAUUCGUUAUAUUUUUGCUGAAAAUUUUAGUCUAGAAUGGUUAAUGCAAAGAAUUAAUGUGGAAAAGAAAGAUAUCUUUUUCUUUAAAGAUAACAAUCCGUAUGGACUUCGAUUUUACGAUGAUCCGGAGAGUGAAGCGAAAUUGUGGAAAUUUGCGGCCCGUAUGAAUGUCGAGGAUUUAGAGAAAUGGCCACAAAAAGUAUUAUAUUUCGAAACUUUAUUUGGCUCCGGACGAAUUAUAUCCGAAUUUCAAGAAACUCAUGAGGUACGCGAGAAAAUUAAAGCCGCAUUCGAUUUUACACAUCCGACUGUUCUUGCUAUUGCAAAUAAAAUCGUGGAUAAGCUCGGAGGAAAAGGCGGUUAUCUAGGAAUGCAUGUGCGAUUAAGUGAUGCAAAAUUUUUAGAGUCUUCUGAUGCGACUGUUCACGAUUUCAUUGAACAAUUAGAAUCUGUCAGUGAAGAUUUCGACUUGACUUUCAUAUUACCCGAAGACUACGAAUUUUAUGACUCACCAAUAUCGUUUGAUUCAGCCGACGAUUGUCUAAGCAAGUUCGAUCCAUUGAGAAAUACAUUAAUUUACAUGGCUACCGAUUUGCCACAGCCACGUAAUCAUGAAAGCUAUGAUGCACUAUAUAAUGCCUACCCGUGCAUAUUAACAUUAUCGGAUUUUAAUCAAGAACUUGAAGAAUUGAAAAAUCUCAAAAAUCCAAAGGAUCAAACGCCUCUUAUGAACUUUUUGCUAUUUAUGGUGGACAUGAUAAUUGCCGCCAAGGGUGAUCCAUUUAUUGGAACUCAUGAAAGUACCUUUUCCCAUUAUACGAAGUUCUUGCAUAACUUGUACUUUAGCACGGAUGAGGAUGAUGAUUAA